Messenger RNA from Vicugna pacos (alpaca), 2054 nucleotides. RefSeq names its product DNA methyltransferase 1 associated protein 1 (gene DMAP1). Gene Ontology annotation, biological process: DNA repair; chromatin remodeling; negative regulation of transcription by RNA polymerase II. Gene Ontology annotation, molecular function: transcription corepressor activity. NCBI's taxonomy places the organism in Eukaryota, Metazoa, Chordata, Mammalia, Artiodactyla, Camelidae. Gene Ontology annotation, cellular component: nucleus; NuA4 histone acetyltransferase complex; Swr1 complex. The record is from RefSeq and is a predicted model, not a curated record.
CACGCACGACCGGAAGUUUCUGUCCGCGGCUUUGCGGGGAUAGGGGAGCCUUCGGGCUGCAGUCAGGAAGUCCAGGUGCGGAAACGCUGGGGCUUAGGAGGCAGCUAGGGGCGUUAGGGAGACCCAGGCGGAGAGACACAGGCGGAGCCCGACCUGACUUGGGCCACCCUCGCCCUCGCGGUCGGCCUCUUCACCCCGCCCCCACUAGGGGCUGAAGUGGCUCCGCCCCCUGAUCUGAGCCUGGUUCCCCGUCAGGCACUGACCCUUGACCUCGGGGCGCUCCCCCAUCUCUCAGGCGCGAUGGCUACAGGCGCGGAUGUGAGAGACAUUCUAGAGCUCGGGGGUCCAGAGGGGGAUGCAGCUUCCGGGACCAUCAGCAAGAAGGACAUUAUCAACCCGGACAAGGUGCCGGUUUGUUCAGGGACUGAGCUGGGCUAAAGAAUUUUCAGGGAAGGGAGUCUAGGCUGUGGUUCCUCUCCUGUGGUUUCCCUUCCCAGAAAAAGUCCAAGAAGUCCUCCGAGACCCUGACCUUCAAGAGGCCCGAGGGCAUGCACCGGGAGGUCUAUGCACUGCUCUACUCUGACAAGAAAGAUGCGCCCCCACUGCUACCCAGUGACACUGGUCAAGGCUACCGCACAGUGAAGGCCAAGUUGGGCUCCAAGAAGGUACGGCCCUGGAAGUGGAUGCCCUUCACCAACCCGGCCCGCAAGGAUGGAGCCAUGUUCUUCCACUGGCGACGGGCCGCUGAGGAGGGCAAGGACUACCCCUUCGCCAGGUUCAAUAAGCCAGUGUAUCCACCUGCAUGUGGACACCUCCCCCUGGAUGGCUCACAGGCUUCUCAGACUCAGCACAUCCAGCUGUGACUCAUCACUCUCCCCCACGUCCCCCGGCUGGUUUUCUUCCAUCUCACCUCCAUCCUUAGGCCCAUCAGGUCCAGUAGAGGGAGAGCCUGGAGAUAAAAGAUUGAGAAGGGAGAACCAAGAGACUGUGCAGGUGCCCGUGUAUUCAGAGCAGGAGUACCAGCUCUAUCUUCACGAUGAUGCUUGGACAAAGGCAGAAACUGACCACCUCUUUGACCUCAGCCGCCGCUUUGACCUGCGUUUUGUUGUUAUCCACGACCGGUAUGACCACCAGCAGUUCAAGAAGCGGUCUGUGGAGGACCUGAAAGAGCGGUACUACCACAUCUGUGCCAAGCUUGCCAAUGUGCGGGCGGUGCCGGGCACAGACCUCAAGAUACCGGUAUUUGAUGCUGGGCACGAGCGACGGCGGAAGGAACAGCUGGAGCGUCUCUAUAACCGGACCCCAGAGCAGGUGGCAGAGGAGGAGUACCUGCUACAGGAACUGCGCAAGAUCGAGGCCCGGAAGAAGGAGCGGGAGAAGCGCAGCCAGGACCUGCAGAAGCUCAUAACGGCGGCAGACACCACUGCCGAGCAGCGACGCACAGAACGCAAGGCCCCCAAGAAGAAGCUCCCCCAGAAAAAGGAGGCCGAGAAGCCGGCUGUUCCUGAGACCGCGGGCAUCAAGUUCCCAGACUUCAAGUCUGCGGGCGUCACGCUGCGGAGCCAGCGGAUGAAACUGCCAAGCUCCGUGGGACAGAAGAAGAUCAAGGCCCUGGAACAGAUGCUGCUGGAGUUGGGUGUAGAGCUGAGCCCGACGCCCACGGAGGAGCUGGUGCACAUGUUCAAUGAGCUGCGGAGCGACCUGGUGCUGCUCUACGAGCUCAAGCAGGCCUGCGCCAACUGCGAGUACGAGCUGCAGAUGCUGCGGCACCGGCACGAGGCGCUGGCCCGGGCUGGUGUGCUGGGGGGCCCCGCCACACCGGCUUCGGGCCCGGCCCCCACCCCGGCGGAGCCAGCAGUGCCCGAACCGGGUCUCGGCCCCGACCCCAGCAAGGACACCAUCAUCGACGUGGUGGGCGCGCCCCUCACGCCCAAUUCGAGAAAGCGACGGGAGUCGGCCUCCAGCUCCUCUUCUGUGAAGAAAGCCAAGAAGCCAUGAGAGGCCAUACGGGUGUGGGAGGCUGCUGUGUAAAUAGAGCUGCUGAGUUGGACUGG